Molecule: messenger RNA, 2292 nt
Organism: Colletotrichum siamense
Lineage: Eukaryota; Fungi; Ascomycota; Sordariomycetes; Glomerellales; Glomerellaceae
Gene: lepB-6
Product: Transcription factor lepE
Exons: 3
Coding region: 1-2292 (763 amino acids)
Biological process (GO): regulation of transcription by RNA polymerase II; DNA-templated transcription
Cellular component (GO): nucleus
Molecular function (GO): zinc ion binding; RNA polymerase II cis-regulatory region sequence-specific DNA binding; DNA-binding transcription activator activity, RNA polymerase II-specific
Source: RefSeq, a predicted model, not a curated record
AUGGAACCCCCUACCCUCCCCAUCUCGGCCUCGGCGCAGAAGAAACGUCGCAGACCCGCCUUGGCCUGCGAAGCCUGCCGCCGCCGCAAAGUGCGCUGCGACAGAAACCUACCCUGUGGCACCUGCGUGCGCUCCAAGAACGCUUUAUGCACAUACACAACCCAGGCCACGACCAACAACACCAACACCUCAACCCUGGGGCGGAAAAACCGGGACGAAAGCCCGAAGCACGGGUUCCCCCAAUCCGGUGCCGCGGCCCUGGCCCUCCCAGAGCCCAUCUUGUACCAACCCCUGCCCACCCCGCGACACUCGGCCCCAUCGUCGACGCGGGCCGCGGACUCGGACGACCCCUCACCGAUCCUUAUCCCCGGGCUGACCGCCAGCGCCGGGGAGCACUCUGGCCCCGCGGACUUCGGGCUGUGGCAGCCUGUGAUCCAGCCGCGGCCUGCUCCGGUUGCUGCUGUUCCUGGCGGGAGUGUGCGGGACACGGCCUCGACGCCCGGGAGUAAUAGUAAUCACGGCUCGUCGUCGACUGUGAAUUCGCUCGUGGACAGGGUGAAGCAGCUUGAGCAGCAGUUGUCUGAUUUGAUGCUCUGCCGUCUAGUCACAUUCGCCAAGAAAUUUGAAAACGAAAAGACAACCUACCUCUACCAAGGCCUGGAAAAAUGCAAAAACCUAGGCCGCAUAAUCAAGGCCCGCCGCACACCAACCUUUGCCACAAUUUCCAUCGGCAAAAACAUGCCCAGCCGCGAAGUUGCAGACGCCCUGAUCGACGCUUACCUCCGCACCUUUGAAUCCGUCCAGCGCAUCAUCCACAUACCGACCUUCAAGGCGGAUUACGAGCGCUACUGGCAGAACCCAUCUGACGUGAACGAGCCCUUCAUCGUGCUCAUGCAGCUGUGCAUGGCUAUCGGGGCAACCUUCCACGACGAACGCUUCACCCUAAGAAACCUCGCUAUCCAGUGGUUCUGGGAGGGCAUGUUCUGGCUCAUGAUGCCGUGCGAAAAGUCCCGCAUGACCAUGACGGGGCUGCAGAUCCGCUGCCUGAUGCAUUACCUCCGCCAUACCGCCAACAUCGGCUGCGACCUCUCCUGGAUCGGGGCCGGCUCGCUCGUCCGCACGGCGAUCUACAUGGGCCUGCACCGCGACCCCAAGGGGCUCGUCAAGAUGACGCCGUAUCGCGCAGAGAUGCGCCGGCGGCUAUGGGCGUCGAUCCUCGAGAUCGCACUGCAGAGCGCCAUCGACGCGGGCGGACCGCCGCUCAUCUCGGCGCGCGACUACGACACCGAGCCGCCCGCGAACCUGGACGACGCGCAGCUCGUCGAGGACAUGGACUCGGCGUUCCCGGUGCCCAAGGACGCCAAGACGUUUACGCAGAUGACGGUGCCGCUCGCGCUGCACGCGUCGCUGCCUGCGCGAUUGGCGGUCACGGCGAGGGUGAACGACUUCAGGUCGGAUACUGUGUACGAGGAAACGUUGCGGUACAGCGGCGAGCUGAGUUCCGCGCUCCAGAGGAUGAUGCAGCAGCUCAAAAUCCACCCGGAAAUAUCACAAUUCGCGAUGCGGUACGCGCAGUUCAUGACCUACCGCCUGUUCUUCGCGCUGCACCAACCGAUCAUACCCCUCGCGCUGCGGAACCCGAUAUACUACUUCUCCCGCAAGGUCUCCGUCGACACGGCCCUCCGUCUCUGCGAGAACUCGCUCCUGACUCCCGGAAAAGACGGCGCCGGGGCGAUGAGACCUGCCGAUACUUCCGAGCGGGACUUUCUCUGGCUGACGGUCAACGGGGCGGGGGCGUACCGCUCGGUGCCGUUCCAGGCCGUCAUGACUGUGGGGCUGGAGCUGAUCCACCAGAAAGAGGAUGAGAUCAAGAACGGGCCGUCAAUGUCCUUUGCCGGGCCUGAGUUCCGUGGGAUCCUGGACGCGGUGGCCGGGUGGUCGAGGGCGCGGAUCAAGUCCGGCGAGACCAACAUCAAGGGCCAUGCGCUGAGCGUGCUGCUCGUGGCGCAUCUGCAGGUGCUCGAGGCCGGGGUCGAUGACGAGCGGGUCGAGAAGCACUUUGAGAGGGCAUGCGAGGAGAGAGUCACGGAGUGCUAUGACUUGCUAAAGGAGCUGGUCGGGGAUGAUGUCCCUGAAGAAGGGGUGGGGAUCGGGGCGCCUGACAUACACGACUUGGAUAUGGACUUUGAGGUUGGGACUGACAUGUUGGGAGAGUGGGAUUGGGAUAGCAUGGAUAAUGGCGGUUUCAUCUCGACCUUGAACUUUGGGAACAUUGACAUGAUGUUUCCCUAA